AUGGCGAGCAUAAAAAGUGAAAUGCCGCCACUGCACGCGGCAGAGGCGCUAGCCGCCAGCAGCAGCAGCAGCAGCGCAACGGAUAGCGGCGGCGGCGGCGGCGGCAGCACAGCAGCAACAGCAGCAGCAUCAGCAACAACAGCAUCAGCAGCAACAACAGUUGCUGCUGCCGCAGCUGCUGGCUCUGGCGGCAGCGCGCCCGCAACGCCGAAUGCCAAUGCAACAAUCAGCGCCGCUGCCGACUCCAGUGAUAAUCAGCCGGGCACGCCGCAGCCAACAACACAGCAGCAACAGCAACAGUCGCUAAUGGCUGCCGAGGCACAGCAGCAACAGCAGCAACAACAACAACAGCAGCAGCAGCAGACGUCGGGCAUAACGCAUCAACCCUAUGCGACCCAUCACAUGUACCCAGCGCAGCAGCAGCAGCCGCCGCCGCAGCAGCAGCAGGUCUAUGGCAGCAUCUAUGCCAGCGACAUGCAGCAGCAACAGCAGCAGCAGCAGCAGAGCUACGCCGCCAGCAGCUACAUCAACAGCUACGAGCAAUUCUAUCAGCAACAACAGCAGCAGCAGCAGAGCGUUGUCGACUAUGGCAGCGCGUACAUUGACUACACGAAAGCCGUGCGCUAUCAUCCGUAUUUGCAGCAGCCGACCUCCGUGCUGCCAGCAUCGGCAGCAGCUGCCGCCACAGCAGCAACAGUUGCCGCCGUCGAGGAUGCCGCCGCGGUGGCAGCAGCAGUGACAACAACUGCGGCAGCAGCGGGCGCUGCGAUGAGUCCGCGCGUGGUCAGCAGCAGCAGCCCCACCUCCACCUCGUCGCAUCUGCAGCUGAGCAGCGCCACGCCCAGUUCGCCAGGAGGCGGCUGCAAGCUGCAGUGCAAGAAAUGCGGCAUACUCAACACCAACGAGUCCGAGUUGCAGGAGCACAUCGCCAAUGUGCACGGCGAGUCGCCGUACGGCAGCAGUGGCUACGCCAGCUCGCCGUACAUCAAGGAGGAGAUGCCGAUGCCGACGCCGACAGCGGUGGCAGCAGCAGCAGCUGCGGCGGCGGCGGCCAGCGGCGAGCUGCUCGACUUGGACUCCCAGAAGAUGGUCUAUCAUCAGCAACUGUUGCAGCAGCAACAGCAGCAGCAACAACAACAGCAGCAACAGCUGCAGCAGCAGCAGCAACACGAUGCCGUUGUCUCCGGGCUGCCGUUGGCUCUGCCAGAUCCGCUGCACUCGAUGCAGUCGAUGCAGCAGCGCGCACUGCACAGCUGGGAGCAACAGGCGCCGCCAGCGGAGGCGGGCCUGCCCGCGUACAUGCAGCCGCUGCUGGACAAGUCGCCGCAUUAUUACGGCUCGCCAAAGCAGUCGCCGUAUCCGGCGACGGGCGGCAUCAAGCAGGAAUAUGCGCUGAUCAAAUCCGAGUAUGCCGACUCGCAGCACUAUGUGGACAAAUCGUUUGAUCCGACCGCCGCGGAGGUGACCACCAGUCCCGCCGAGUUUCCCAGCACCACGACAGGCGGCGGCGGGCCACAGGAUGGCGUCGGCGUUGGCAAUGCGUCCGGCAAUGCGGCGCCGCCUUAUCGCGGCUUCGAGCCGCCCAGCUCCAGCUCGGUGCUGCCAGCCAACAGUCUGACCGCCAAGGCGGCCACCUGGAAGUCGAACGAGGCGCGUCGCCCGAAGACCUACAAUUGCACCGCGUGCAACAAGUGGUUCACCAGCUCGGGCCAUCUGAAGCGGCAUUACAACACGACGCUGCACAAGAAUGCGGUCAAGUCGAGUGGCCAGCCCGAUCCGGCCACGCUGCCCAUAUCUGCUCAUCAUCAUCCCGCACGCGAUCCCGUCACGAAGACCAGUCGACGCGGCAAUGCUGCCGCUGCAGCAGCAGCAGCAGCCGCAGCAGCAGCAGCAGCGGCUGCCACACAACAGGAGCCGCCAGCGCCGGAGCCGCCCAGAAGUCCGCCCGAUUAUGGGGGCGGCGGUGUUUGUGGUGCGACGGGCGUGCAGGUGGGCGCCGCCAUGUCGCAGUACUCGGCCUCGCCGUCGCCCACCGCCCAGCAGCAGCAGCAGCAUCAAUUGGUUGCCAGCAAUGGUUAUGCCAGCAAUGGGCAUGGUCACCAGCAGCAACAAGUGCAAUCGACGACAAACGCUUCACCACAGCAUGCUAACAGCAGCAGCAAGCAGCAACAGCGGCAACAACAACAACAGCGGCAGCAGCAGCACAACAAUCACAACUCCGUUUUAAACGGUCACCCAAACGGGCUAGCAGGUCCCUCCGCCCCAAUCAACAACAACAACAACAACAACACACAAAUGCCGUCCUCCCAAAUGAGGGGCCUGCUGAACAAAACAACAAUCAACAACACAACAACAACAUCAACAACAACAACAACAAUAGCCACAGACACAACUAUAAAGAUCGAACAAAUGGAGGACAGCAACUCAGCAAUGCCGCCUAUAACAAUGGACUACAACAUGCUGGCUUUGGAUAUGCAGCAGCAGCACAGCAAUAUGCUGCAGUGCAGCAGCAUCAGCACGCAGCAGCAGCCGUCGCUGCCGUGCUAUCAGCAACUGCCGCCGGUGCUGGAGCACACAAUGAGCUAUCACACUAUUAUUGGUAACGAGCCGGGCGCCUAUGAUGCCUACACCAGCGAUGGCCAUCAGAUAUUGCAGCUGAUGCCCGCCUCGCUGUUCGCGCCAUAUGCCCCACUCUCGCCCUAUUCGGUGGCCGCACAGCGUUCGCCGCAGGAGGGCGACUUGCCGCCGGUUCAUACGCUGACCAAUGCGUUGCAGGCACAGCAGGAGGCGCAGCAGCAACAGCAUCAACACCAGCAACAGCACCAGCAGCAUACGACUUUAACGCUGCUGGCCACGCCCACACCGUAUUCGCCCACAGUAAGCAGCUCGCGUGCAACACCAGCCCUUGAGCUGGACAUGGUGUCGCUGAUGGCACAACAGCAGCAGCAGCAGCAACAGCAGCAGGAAUAUGAGCAAUAUCAGCUGCAGCAGCAGCAACUUGAACAGCAGCAGCAUCAGCUCGAGCAGCAACAACUCGAACAGCUGCAGCAGCAACAGCAGCAGCAGCUGCAACAAACUGUUGCCGUGCUGCCCAAAAAGCGACGUGCUGCUGCCGCACUGUCAACAACAACAGCAUCAGGAAUAGGAGCAACACAGCCGGCGAGCAAGAGACGUCGCAACAGCAGCAUCGGUUCGACAUCGCCGCACUCGACAACAUUGCCAUCGGGUCGCAUCAAGUGCCUGGAAUGCGACAAGGAGUUCACCAAGAACUGUUAUCUCACACAGCACAACAAGAGCUUCCACUCCGCUACCGCCGCAUCCAGCAGCCGGCGGCCGACAGUGAAGCGCCAAUAUCAGCUCCAAGGCGAGGGCCAAUACCAGGCGCAGAACCCAAACCAGAUGAGGAGUUACAAUGCCCAGAAACGGCUCAAAAUUUAAAGUAAAUUGAUU
Drosophila novamexicana is the source of this 3450-nucleotide messenger RNA. RefSeq names its product AF4/FMR2 family member 4 (gene zld). NCBI's taxonomy places the organism in Eukaryota, Metazoa, Arthropoda, Insecta, Diptera, Drosophilidae. The record is from RefSeq and is a predicted model, not a curated record.